Molecule: messenger RNA, 1915 nt
Organism: Beta vulgaris subsp. vulgaris (sugar beet)
Lineage: Eukaryota; Viridiplantae; Streptophyta; Magnoliopsida; Caryophyllales; Amaranthaceae
Product: acyl-CoA hydrolase 2-like
Exons: 18
Coding region: 328-1683 (451 amino acids)
Biological process (GO): fatty acid catabolic process; acyl-CoA metabolic process
Molecular function (GO): fatty acyl-CoA hydrolase activity
Source: RefSeq, a predicted model, not a curated record
AGGGCCAUUUUCAGAUUUUCUUUCUUUCUGUUUGUUCUUAUUUAUGAAAUGAUUUUUUUGAUGAAACGAAGAAAUAUUUUUGUCUGUUAUUUUUAUUGGAUGCGACAGGUAGACAGUUAAUUAUAAAUAUGAUGCACAUAUUUCAAUAUUAACCCCAUGAUUUUCAUGCGCACAAUAUUAUCUUGCAAAACAUGGUAGUAUGGUACCACCUAUUAAUUAAUCUUCUUCGUCUUCCUGCUGCUGCAUAUAAAUGUUGCAUUAGUGUUAUUUUCUUGAUACAAAAUUUUAAAAAUUUCCCAGAAUUUGUAUCAGUGGCACAUCUAGACGAUGAACACUGAAUAUGUGACAGAAUUUUUAGGAGGAGUUCCACUGCUUCAACGAUUACCCAGUUCAUCUUUAAGGAAAAUUGCUGAGGUUGUUAAAGUCAAACAUUUUGACAGCGGAGAGUAUGUUAUUCGUAAGGGAGAAAGUGGAGAUGGAGUGUAUUUUGUUUGGGAAGGGGAGGCUGAAGUUUGUGGAUAUUCAGAGGAAGAAAUUGGUCCAGAGUUUCUGCUAAAACGCUAUGACUAUUUUGGCAAUGGUGCCCCAACAUCUGAGCAACAGGCAGAUGUGAUUGCAUCAUCCAAGUUGACCUGCUUGGUGCUGCCUUCUGACCACUGUUAUUUGCUGUUGCCAAAAUCAAUUUGGAACGCUGAUGAAAGACAAGAGGCCUGUGCACCCGUAGAGAGCAUAUUGCACUUGGAUCCCAUUGAGAUGCUGGUAACAUCGAAUGCUUUACAAACCUUGGAAAAUUUGUACUCAUACCUCUUACAUUUAGAAAAAAUUGUAAACCUAUUUCAAGGAAUCACCUUGCCUGAUGCUCCAAAAUUUGGAAAGGUUUUUGGAGGACAAUUUAUGGGCCAGGCACUGGCUGCAGCUUCAAAAACUGUUGAUCGUCUAAAAAUUGUCCAUCAUGUGCAGGCUUAUUUCCUUCUUGUUGGAGACUAUGAUAUUCCAAUUAUAUAUCAAGUUCACCGCCUCCGUGAUGGGAAAAGCUUUUCCACUAGAAGAGUUGAUGCGAUACAAAAAGGAACUGUUGUUUUUACAUUGCUUGCGUCAUUUCAAGAAGAAGAUCAUGGGUUUGAGCACCAGGAAUCAGUUAUGCCCUCGGUGCCAGCUCCAGAAAUGCUACUAUCACUGGAAGAGGUUCGUGAACAACGUAUCAUCGAUCCUCGAUUUCCCAGGACCUACCGCAACAAAGUGGCCACGGCAAAGUUGGAUCCUUUGCCCAUGGAGUUACGAUUUUGCGAUCCAAAUACUUCCACUAGCCAGACGAAAAGCCCUGCAAAACUACGGUAUUGGUUAAGAGCCAAAGGGAAUUUAUCAGACGACCAAGCUUUGCAUAGAUGUGUUGUGGCAUUUGCUUCAGAUCUGUUGUUAAUUGAAGUAAGCUCCAAUCCUCACCGUAAGAGUGGCCGGAAGAUCAGUAUUUUUAGCUUGAAUCAUACGAUUUGGUUUCAUAGGCCUGUAAAAGCUGACGAUUGGUUAUUAUUUGUGAUGGAGAGUCCAUCAGCUCAUUCUCGACGUGGCCUGGUUGCAGGUCGUAUGUACAAUAGGAGUGGAGAGCUUAUUGUAUCACUUGUUCAAGAAGGUUUACUUAGGGAGGUCAGAAGACCAGGUACGCUGAUCAGAGCAAAAUACUGAAAUUCAGAGCCAGAGAUCUUGUUAUACGUCCUUGCCUGCAACCUUAUCUUGUGUACUAUAAGAAUGUAAAGGACAGAAGGACACAACCAUUGGAUUAUUAUUGCUAUUUUUGGUGUUUCAGAUUGCACUCUCUUCUCCAAUUUUCUGUAUCUACCAUUGGUUUGUAUAAUAACACAAUAAUGUGUCAUUGUACAAAGAUAUAUGUCACUUGGAACCAAGAUGACUUCAAUGA